CUGUUUGCGUCAGCAACUUUUUACAGAGGCAAAAAAAACCCAUUUAACUCAACGGUUGAAACUACUUUGUGAAAUAAAACGGAUGGUCGAGAUUGAUGCGAGAGAAAACUCAACAUUUAUUAUUAUUGCUUUUGACCUAGAUUGUGACGCCGUUCACCUUAACAAAAAAAAAGAAAAUGAGACGAAUCAUUGUUGACCUUUUUUAACUUGAAACCUUACGAAAACUCUCUGUCACCGCUUCAAUUAGGUAUAACUCAUCGUCUCUUUUAUAUUUUUGUGUGACUGUUUUGUUUUCGGAUUUCUGAUGGCUUAUUUGGAACACGUGUCUAUUGUUAAGCUGUAAAAGUACCAAUACAAAAAGUGUUAUUACAUGAUGAACAGACACGUUUGAUUCAUAGUACAUCAGUUUUAUUUUAUUUUUUGGUCAAAAGUACAUCAGUUUUAUAGAAUGGAUAAAUAUUGCUUUAAAAUGUAUUAUUAAUUAAUUUUCACUUUUGUAACAUUUUACUGAUUUGUUAAUGUACUUAAAAUUUUAAUUUUAAACAAAUUUUUUAACUAAAAUAUUUUGAUAUAUUUGUUAAAGCUGAUUAAUUAUGUUAUUACAAAUUAUUUUAAUAUAUACAAGCUUUUGAGAUGGAUGAGAAAAAAAAAGAAAAUUUUGAGAUAUAUAUAUAUAUAUACUGAGAUAUAUAUAUUAUGCAUGAAUUGAAAACAAGAAAUCAAAACUAGCGGAUCAAUAUUUUUAAGGAGACAUCUACAGAUGGAGCAUACCUUGAGUUGGGUGAUUGAAAACUUCUCCGAGAAGAAUGAUGUGAUAAGAACUGCUGACUUCUCAAUCAGCGGCUGUGAAUGGUGCGUUUGUGUGCAUCCCAAGGGUACGGCUGGCUCUGAUCACUUGUGUCUGUACCUGCACGUUGUGAAUACAGAUUCAUUGAGUCUUGGAUGGAAAAGGAGAGCUAGUUAUUGCUUUGUUUUGUUGAAUCAGUCCGGAAAAGAGCUAUUCAGAUCAGCUGAGGACAGCAGAUGCACAUUGUUCUGCAGUGAGAUCUUAUCCUGGGGUUACAAUAAGACGCUGCCUCUUUCCAAGCUCCAAGAAAAAGGGUUUCUGAAGAAGAACAAACUAACCAUUAAAAUCUACAUCAAAGUCCUUGAAGUUGUUCAUCAAGGAAAGUCAACUGAGAAUGAGAUGUUAGAUUACCGUGGUUUUCAGAUCCCUGCUUCUCAAAUUGUACUACUGAACAAGAAUGUACCUUAUGACCCAAACCAUUCAGUAGAUUUCGAACCAGAGAACCAAGCGGUCAAAACAAAGUACAGGAAUCUCCUCCGCAUCGUCGAAACACUGAGCAAGCCUCCACAGAGCUUGUCUUUGGCUCAACUAUGCAAAGCUCAAAGCGAGGUGAAUGCGCUGGAGGAAGCAGGCUUCAAGCUCGACUGGUUAAAUUCAAAGAUUGAGGAACUUUCCUUGGAGUGCAAGAAAGAACCACUUUCUGAUGGAUCUAGGGUCCGACAACUCGAGGAUAGGGUCAACAAUGUGGAAUUGACUCUGUGGGAUCUCAAAGUUGAACUGGACAAGGAGAAGGUUAAAUCUGCUGCUGCCGCUGCUUCUGCCGCUACCGCUGCAGCUGCUGCUUCUGCCGCCGCUGCUGCUGCUGCUUCUUCCGCUGCCGCUGCUGCUAAAGUUUCUUCGUUUCCGUUUAUAGAUUUUAUCAUAAAAAGGUUCUUUCUCUCUUGCUUCUCAUUCUCAAAAUACUAGGAUCAUCUAUGUUUUAAUACUCAUCAUGGCUUUGUGGAUUUUCCAUCCAAAAACAUCAUAAUUGGUUAAUGUGUUGUGAUCCCAUCAACUUUUGAAGGAUGAUUCUUCGUUUCCGUUCUUAUCAAGCAAAUUUGAAUUA
This is a messenger RNA of Brassica rapa (field mustard), 1892 nucleotides long. RefSeq names its product MATH domain and coiled-coil domain-containing protein At2g42460-like. Lineage: Eukaryota; Viridiplantae; Streptophyta; Magnoliopsida; Brassicales; Brassicaceae. The record is from RefSeq and is a predicted model, not a curated record. Gene Ontology annotation, molecular function: protein binding.